Messenger RNA from Melopsittacus undulatus (budgerigar), 3483 nucleotides. It is a transcript of the gene KCTD1, whose product is annotated as potassium channel tetramerization domain containing 1. The record is from RefSeq and is a predicted model, not a curated record. Bases 31 to 2655 code for a protein of 874 amino acids. Gene Ontology annotation, molecular function: transcription corepressor activity; transcription factor binding. Gene Ontology annotation, cellular component: nucleus. NCBI's taxonomy places the organism in Eukaryota, Metazoa, Chordata, Aves, Psittaciformes, Psittaculidae. Gene Ontology annotation, biological process: negative regulation of DNA-templated transcription; protein homooligomerization. The transcript has 5 exons.
CUGCCCGAGGACUGGCAGGGAGACGGCAAUAUGGCGAGAAUGCCUGGCAGCGGCGGCGGCGGCGGAGAGUGGAGCGGCGGAGGGGGAGGCGGACGCGGACGAGGCGGCGGGAACAAUGCCGGGGACCGGCCGCCCGGCCGCGGCGUCGCCCCCCGCCCGCACCGCUACUGCAGCGCCGGCGAGGAGGAGGAGGGCGAGGAGGAGGAUGAGAUCCAGGAGGUGCAGAUAACGGGGGACGAGGAGGAGGAGGACGGAGCCGAUGGGGGGCUGCUGCUGGACGAGGAGGAGGAAGAGGAGAUGGGUCUGGAGUGGGACGGCGAGGAGGAGACGGAGCCGCUGCCGUCCGCCCCGGGCCGUACGCCGGGCGGCGGUGGCAGCGGCGUCGGGGCGGCCCCGGGGGGAGCCGCAGCGGCUGCCCCGGGGGGCGGCGGUGGCCCCGGGGGGGCGGCGGAGGACGCGGAGCUGGAGGCGGCCCUGCUGCUGCAGCGGCCGGAGCGGGCGCGGCUGAGCGAGAACACGCGGUUGGCCACCCGCUACGCGGUGCGCAUCUUCCGCGAGUACCUGAGCGAGAAGGCGCAGAGCCCCGACUUCGAGACGAUGGACAAGGGGGCGCUCUGCCGGGUCCUGCGCUCCUUCUACGCCGAGGCGCGCUCCAAGAGCGGACAGCUCUACUCCAAGUCCUCCCUCAUCAGCAUCCGCAGCUCCCUCAACCGCUACCUCAACGAGCCACCCUACUGCCGCACCCUCGACCUCACCAAGGACCCCGAGCUCCGCGCCGCCAACCUCACCCUGGCUGCUGUCAUCCGCAAGCUGGAGGAGCAGGGUGCUGGGCCAGUGGUGCAGAAGCAGGCCAUCACCCGCGCCGAUCUCCGCAAGCUCUACACUUGCAGUGUCUUCAGCACCCAGAGCCCCUUUGGGCUCCUCAACAAAGUCUGGUUUGAGACCUGCAUGUACUUCUGCACCAGGGGCCGGGAGAACCAGCGGGAGCUGGAGGAGGACUCCUUUGGGCUGGCUGUAGAUGAGGAUGGACGCAAGUUCGUCUACUUCAAGGCUCUGGGGCCCUACCAUAAGUCACGCUCAUCAUCCUGGAGCAAAAAGCGGGCAGAGAGCAGCGACGAGGAGAACCUGCCCCGCAUGUAUGAGACUGGCACCGAGUUCUGCCCCUACGCUAGCUUUGUCAAAUACCUCUCCAAGCGCAACCCCCUCUGCAAGGCCUUCUUCCAGCGCCCACGGGACCACUGCAGUGAGGGUGACAUCACUUGGUACGAGAACAAGGCCAUUGGCAAGAAUCUCUUGGGCACCCGCAUGCAGAUGCUCUCCAAAGCAGCCAAGCUCUCUAAGACCUACACUAACCACUGUAUCGGUGCCGUCUCCAUUGCCACCCUCAACAGCAUCGCCGGUAUCGGCACAAAGCUGGGGGGACCGCAGCUGCCGCACCACCAACCCCCUCCCCACCACCACCACCACCUCCUCCAUCACCCUGCUGGCGGGGGCUGCUACACCCCUGCCACUCUCAACGGUGGACCACGGCCCCGGCCACCUGCCGCCAAUCCCUACGUGCUGCCCAAAGACAGUGAUGCAGCACCAGUGAAGGCAGAAGCGGCUGCAGUGGCCCCAGUUAAGCGGGCGCUCUACGAGGCAGUGUUCCCGGCAGGGGCUGCGGCCGGUGGUGAUGCCUGUGGGCCCUCUGCCUCCCCCAAAAGACUCUGCCGCCGCCCCGCUGAGCCCCUGGAUGCCGCCGCGCCUGCCGUGGUGGUGGUCUCAGUGAAACACGACCCCCUGCCUCACCUCCUCCCCGAAGCCAAUGGGCACAGAAGCACCACUUCACCCACAGUAGUUUCACCUGCUAUUGUUUCCCCCACACAGGACAGUCGGCCCAAUAUGUCAAGACCUCUGAUCACUAGAUCCCCUGCAUCUCCAUUGAACAAUCAAGGCAUCCCUACUCCAGCACAGCUCACAAAAUCCAACGCACCAGUUCACAUUGAUGUGGGUGGGCACAUGUAUACCAGCAGCUUGGCCACGCUUACAAAAUAUCCCGAUUCCAGAAUCGGCCGGCUUUUCGAUGGCACAGAGCCCAUUGUCCUCGACAGUCUCAAGCAGCAUUAUUUCAUCGACAGAGAUGGGCAGAUGUUCAGAUAUAUCUUGAAUUUUUUAAGGACAUCCAAACUCCUCAUUCCUGAUGAUUUCAAGGACUACAGUUUGUUAUAUGAAGAAGCAAAGUAUUUCCAGCUUCAGCCCAUGCUAGGAGAGAUGGAGAGGUGGAAACAGGACCGGGAGAGUGGCCGCUUCUCAAAGUCUUGCGAGUGCUUGGUGGUGCGAGUUGCCCCAGAUCUUGGAGAGAGGAUCACCCUGAGUGGCGAUAAGUCCUUGAUAGAAGAAGUGUUUCCAGAAAUCGGUGAUGUGAUGUGUAAUUCUGUCAACGCUGGCUGGAAUCACGACUCAACGCACGUCAUCCGAUUUCCACUGAACGGAUACUGUCACCUCAACUCAGUUCAGGUACUUGAGAGGUUACAGCAAAGAGGGUUUGAGAUUGUUGGCUCCUGUGGAGGUGGGGUGGACUCUUCCCAAUUCAGUGAAUACGUACUGAGACGAGAACUCAGAAGGACAUCUCGUGCACCCUCCGUCAUUCGAAUAAAGCAAGAGCCUCUGGACUAAAAUGGACAUGUUUCUUUAUGGAAAAAAAAAAAAAGAAAAAAAAGAGAGAAAGGAUUAAAAAAAGGGGAACGUUUCAUGUGCAGUUUGGAUUCCAAACAAGUCCUGGAACAAAAAUUGAAUAAAAGACACAUUUAUAUCAAAUAUAGAGACCACACCUGAAUUCAUAUGGGAACAUUUGGAAUAGUAGUAGUAAUAAUAACCUCAAGGUAUAAAAGAAAACACACACAUAUAUAUAUAAAAUAUGUAUGUAUAUAUAUGUAUGUACAUAUAUAUAUGUAUGUAUAUGUCAAAGGGUAGGAAAUGCAACAACAAAAAAGUGGUGGGUGAGCUUGGUGCUGUGAUGGCCAUUAAGUGUCCUAGGCCUUACUCGGGCCCACUUAACGGUGUACAAGCCAUUACCAUUGGGGGAUGCAUAGACUACUCUUUGCCCAUUUUCCAUUGCCAAACAGGCAUCCACUUUUUAAUGUGUACACACCUUGACUCAACUUUAUUUGCAUAUGGAGGUUUAUGUCUGUCUCUUUUAGAGGUGGAUGGGCAGGUGUUCAGGAGAUGACCAUCCAUUGCAGUGGAAAGCUAGUCAACUGAAAUUUUAAAUGUAGUUUGUACAGAAGUCGCACACUUUUUGUCUGCCCUCACAGAUGUGAAAGGUUAACUUUUUCUUUUGAAUGAGAUUUUUUGUUGUCUUUUUGUUUUGUUUUGUGUUUUUUUUUCAAAGGGGGUCAGAAUAAUUAAUAUUUGGUAGAGAUGCUCUGGUUUGAAUCUGCUGCUUUCCUACAAUUUUUUCAAAUUUUAUAAUGUAUUAAAUACAAUAAACUCUGUUUAAAAUAA